This is a messenger RNA of Schistocerca cancellata (South American locust), 7185 nucleotides long. RefSeq names its product CD109 antigen (gene Mcr). Gene Ontology annotation, molecular function: protein binding; endopeptidase inhibitor activity. Gene Ontology annotation, cellular component: extracellular region. The record is from RefSeq and is a predicted model, not a curated record. The coding region runs from base 345 to 5237 and encodes 1630 amino acids. The transcript is spliced from 32 exons. Lineage: Eukaryota; Metazoa; Arthropoda; Insecta; Orthoptera; Acrididae.
UUCGAAGUGGUACAAGUUUUAACAAAAAGAGAAUACAAGUGCAAGAAUUGAAGUUAUUGUGUUGAAGUGAUGCGGUAAACGUCCGUUUAGUCGUUACGCAAGUGCGUCAAAUACUGUAAGUGUCCGUUUUAUUUACUGUGAAAAGGAAAAAAGAAACAUUGCAACAUCUAAGGAGUGGCUGGCUAGCUGCAGGAACUUCACAACGGAACACAGGGUAGCAGUUUCUCAGCAGAUGUGUGGCGAGUGCAGUGAGAAGUGACUGCCGCCACAAAGCCGUCCUUGGAGGCAGUUCAGUGGUCCGCAGGCUGAUUGAAAAGGGAUUUGGACAUCACCGGUCGAACAUCAUGGGGAGGACGGCAGCUGGCGCGAUGUGGGCGGCGCUGGCUCUGCUGCUGGCGGCGUGUGGGGCUGCGCGGGCCCAGGACACCUCCACCACCCCCGCGCUGCAGCCGUGGCAGCCGCAGCAGGGGGGCGACUGGCCGAGAGGGCAACAGCCCUGGGACUCCGCCAGCAACGUCAUCAUACACGAGGCGACAUACUUUGUAAUUGCAAGUAGAAUGGUUCGACCGGGCCAAGUGUACAAGGUUGCAGUCAACGUGCUGCAGGCUCAGCAGCCGCUCACAGUGCGCGCCUCCAUCCAGAGGGACGGAGUUGAGCUAAGUGCUGACAGCAAAGAUGUCAAAGAAGGCAUUCCAGAGGCCCUGCUACUGAAGAUACCACCUACAAGUGUCUUUGGUGUGUACAAGCUGCGAGUGGAAGGCACAUACGAUAAUCUGUUGGGCGGCUCUGCAUUUGUAAAUGAGACUCGUUUAACUUUUUCCCAGAGGUCCAUGACUAUCUUUAUUCAGAUGGACAAACCUGUGUACAUGCAGGGCCAGACAGUAAGAUUCCGCACGAUUCCAAUCAGCACAUCACUCAAAGCAUUUGAUGGAGCUAUUGAUGUAUACAUGUUGGACCCCAAUAGAAUAAUAAUGAGAAGAUGGCUCUCUCGUCAGUCAAAUUUGGGAAGUGUAAGUUUAUCCUAUCAGCUGUCUGACCAGCCCGUAUUUGGUAACUGGACCAUACAAGUGACUGCCCAAGGUCAAGUUGAAGAAGCAACUUUUCUCGUUGAAGAAUACUACCAGACACGAUUUGAGGUUAAUGUGACAAUGCCUGCCUUCUUCUUUACAUCAGACCGUUAUAUUUAUGGCAGAAUUAUGGCAAAUUAUACAAGUGGUGGUCCAGUGCGUGGAAAUCUCACCAUUAAAGCUACUAUUCGCCCUAUACGGACAGAACGAAGGACACAACUGAAAGAUUUCCGACCCGUUGAGAAAUAUUUUACCUUCGAUGAAACGCUUCCAUUUUGGUUUCCAACAACAAAAAAAGAGUAUUACUCCAUACCUCAUCUCAAAUUUUUUGAUGGUGUUUAUGAUUUUCGAUAUGACAUGACAGAACUUGAACAAUAUGUCCCACAGUUGGAUGGUAUGGAAGUUGUUAUAACUGCAACUGUUGGUGAACAUUUUCUGAAUGAAAUUAUAGAUGGUUACUCAAUUUCGAGAAUUUAUAAUUCCUCAAUUAAAGUGGGAUUUCUUGGAGGCUCACCCCAAGUCUUUAAACCAGCAAUGCCAUUUACGUGUUAUAUUUCAGUUUCUUUUCACGACGGUUCUCUUCUGUCUCGUGAGCGACUUCUUUCAGGUAGAAUGAGUGUAAGGUCAAAAGUAAACAAACAAGGAUCAGGAGGUGGCUCAAUGGAUUUGAGGUUUCUGAAGAUGUCUGCUGAGAAGGAUGGUAUUUGGGAGUUGAAAGUGGACCUGAAAGAAGAACUAGGUUAUGAAGAUAAUGCCAGGUCACGACAGCUUUUGAAUGAAAUACAUUCAAUGGAGAUUACUGCAUACUUUGAUGAUGUUAACGGACAGCAAGCACAGGCCAGCCUACUUUUGCUGUCACAUUUUUCACCAAUGAACCAUCAGAUCAAAGUGUCAACGUCUACCACUGAUGCCAAGGUUGGAGAAUAUGCUAUCUUCCAUGUGCAGAGCAAUUUCUAUUUGGAGUUCUUUAAUUAUAUUCUACUAUCAAAGGGUAUAAUACUGCACACUGGACAGGAGAGAAUGCAGGACAAUAUUUGUAGCUUUGCCAUUACACUGAGUGCGGAAAUGGCACCUGCUGCCACCAUUCUUGUCUACUACGUCGGUCGAUAUGGGGAUAUUGUGGCGGACAGUCUCACAUUUCCUGUCAAUGGAAUUUCUCGAAAUAAUUUUACAGUGUUCAUCAACAACAGAAAAGCAAGAACUGGAGAGAAAGUUGAAGUUGCUAUUUAUGGAGAGCCUGGGGCUUACGUAGGCUUAUCAGGCAUUGAUAGAGCUUUCUAUUCCAUGCAGGCUGGUAAUGAGCUAACAUACGCUAAUGUACUGACAAAAAUGGCUACAUUUGAUGAGGAGACAAAUGGUACUUUAAUACAGACAUGGACAUCUCAUGCUGGUGACCCAGAUGAAAUAGCAUAUUUUCCUUCAUCCACAUUUGGAAUUGAUGCCAAUCGGACAUUUGAAUAUGCAGGGCUAGUGGUUUUCAGUGACGUAAUUGUGCCUCGUCGUCCUGAUAACUGUAACCUUACUGCCGGGUACGCAGAAUGCCUAAAUGGCCGUUGCUAUCGAGUUGAGAAAAGAUGUGACGGUAGAUAUGACUGUGAAGAUGGCACAGAUGAGGCAGGAUGUACAAGGGUCAAUCAGAAUGACUUGGCACUUUUCAGAAAGUUCAGAUUUAGCAGAAUACAGCGUCAAUAUGACAAUGUCUGGAUGUGGAAGGACAUUAACAUUGGUCCUCAUGGGAGGUACAUCUUCAAUCUGCGUGUUCCUGAGCGACCUGCUCACUGGAUGGUUUCAGCGUUUGGGAUGAGUCCAACCAACGGAUUUGGGAUGCUUCACAGGUCACUUGAGUAUGUUGGUAUACGGCCAUUCUUCAUAAAUGUUGAGAUGCCAAACACUUGUCGUCAGGGAGAACAGGUUGGAGUGAGAGUGACCGUAUUUAACUAUAUGACAACUGCCUUAGAAGCUGUUGUUGUCUUGGCUGGGUCACCGGACUAUAAGUUUGUCCAUGUGGAAAUGAAUGGUAUUGUAAGAUCUUAUAAUCCUAGGACAUCUUUCAAUGAACACCAGUUCUUCAUUUUCAUCAAGGCUCAAGAUGCAGCUGUUGUUUAUGUUCCUAUAGUGCCCACCAGAUUAGGUGACAUAGAUGUAACUAUUCAGGCUAGUGCUCUUAUUGGAAAGGAUUCAGUGACUCGUAAACUUCAUGUAGAGGCUGAUGGGUUGCCACAACAUAAGCACACAUCUGUACUGCUUGACCUCAGUAAUCGUGCAUACGUACUUCAGUACCUGCAUGUAAAUGUUACAGAAACACCAAUUAUUCCGUAUGAAGAGAGCCGUUACUAUGUGUUUGGUUCUAAUAAGGCAUUUGUCUCUGUAGUUGGUGAUGUGGUAGGUCCAAUAUUCCCUACAAUGCCUGUAAAUGCAACAUCACUGCUACAUCUACCAAUGGACUCUGCAGAACAGAAUAUGUUCAGCUUCGCUGCAAAUCUGUACACUACAAUGUAUAUGAGACUUAUCAACCAAAGGAACAGAACACUUGAAAAGCAGUCUUUCUAUUACAUGAAUAUUGGAUACCAAAGGCAGUUGUCAUUUAUGAACAAAGAUGGAUCUUUCAGCUUAUUCAGAAGUGACUGGAAUCAUUCUUCACCAAGUGUGUGGCUGACGGCAUUUUGUGCACGUAUGUUUCAAGAAGCUAGCUUUUAUGAGUGGGAAAAUUACAUUUAUAUUGAUCCUCAGGUCAUAUCCAGAUCAAUAGCAUGGAUUCUCCGGCACCAGACGAGGGAAGGCGCUUUCUAUGAAGUUACAUGGUUGCCUGAUAGAAAAAUGAAUAGUUCACUAAACUAUGAUAAUGAUGCUGUGAAAUUUCGCAACAUCUCACUCACAGCUCAUGUGCUUAUAACACUGGAGACUGUAAAAGAUCUUUCAGGGGGUCUGGGAUCUCAAGUUGCAUUUGCGCAAGGUAAAGCCAUACAGUGGCUCGAGCGAAAUCUGAAGUUAAUAGAUGAGCGAGGGGACCCGUAUGAAGUAGCAAUUGUGACAUACGCCUUGAUGUUGAGUAAAGCGUCGACAGCUGAAGCUGCAUUUAGCAUCUUAGCAAGACAUGCAAGGACAGAAGGUGGUCUGACAUACUGGGGCAAGAUAAGGGUACCACAACCUCCAUAUAAAUUAGAAAAUCAAAAGCCAUUCUUCUUGCCAAGGCUUCCAUACAUUUACGAUUCUACAAAUGUAGAGACCACAGCGUACGCUUUAUUGACAUAUGUGGCUCGUCAGGAGGUGAAUCUCGACUAUAUUGUGAAAUGGCUGAAUUCUCAGCGGCUAACAGAUGGUGGAUGGGCUUCAACACAGGAUACUGUGAUUGCACUGAAGGCUCUGAUUGAAUACACUACCAGGUCAAGGUUGCGUGAUGUAUCCUCACUAACAGUAACGGUUGAGGCAACAGCACUUCAAGGAGAACGUAAGACACUGUAUGUUCAUGAUACCAAUAUAGCAAACCUUCAAAGAAUAGAAAUUCCACAUGCUUGGGGAACUGUUAAAGUUCAGGCUAAGGGAGCUGGUUAUGCUAUACUUCAAAUGUCUGUACAGUAUAAUGUAGAUAACCCCAAGUUCCAGAUACAGCCGCCUGUGAAAGCAUUUUCAUUAAGAACAAGAGCUGACUUCCAUGGCCGAAACCAGUCACAUAUUACUUACACCAGCUGUCAGAGAUGGACAAAUCUUAAUGAGUCUGUUAGGUCAGGCAUGGCUGUGUUAGAUGUGGCAAUACCUACUGGUUAUAUAAUUCAACAACAGAAACUUGAUGCAUAUAUUCUUUCAAGACAAGUGCGGAAUUUGCAGAGAGCACGUUUCUUGGAACAAAAAGUUGUGUUUUACUUUGAUUAUUUGGAUCACACAGAUACUUGCAUCAAUUUCACAAUAGAACGAUGGUAUCCGGUGGCAAAUAUGUCUCGUUACCUUCCGAUAAGGGUUUACGACUACUAUGCUCCAGAACGCUUCAAUGAAACAGUAUUUGACUCACUACAGACAUAUUUGCUAAACAUUUGUGAAGUUUGUGGAAGCAGCCAGUGUCCUUACUGCCCUAUCUACAAUCUGGCGACAACUAUAUCUGUGUCAUUUACGGUCCUCAUUUUCACAAGCAGCAUAAUUCUACUGAGGCAUGUGUAUUCCUUUUCUCAUCUGUAACAAAGAGACAGCCUGUAAAGGCAGAAAGAAACACAAUUGGCAGGAUGCAGAAACAUUUGAAGUUUUGCAUUUAGGAAUUGUGAGGUGUCACAGUGCUACAGCAAUGACAGUUUUUUAAACAGAUAUCUUCCAUUGGGUGUAGGAGCAGCAAGCUAAAGGAGAGAAUUUUGUAUUGGAGACCAAAGUUGUUGAACUGAUGUAUUUCUCAGGUGAUGUACACAUAUAAGACUAUGUGGUGAUGGUAGCUUUGAUGUAAAGAGCUAUUAAUUGUUUGGAGUCAUGAUUGGACAUCAGGAGAAUUUAAAAAUAUUAGAAAGUUUCAGUGUAAGCAGCAUAUUGAAUACACUUACCUGAAGCUUCAUUUUUCUCAUGAAUGAACCAUUGUAAUGCCCAACGUGGAUUUUAUUUUCUCCUGUGAUCCAGAUUUGAUUUAUGAUAUUGUGGGUACAAAUGGAUGAUAAAACCUUCUAUAAGUUUCUGUUGUAUGUAAAAAUACAUGGUUUGAACUUAAAACUGUAACACAUUUAAGUUUCAAAUUGUAAUACAUUUAACAUGCUUCAAAAUAGCUUUCAUGAUAUGACUGGUGGAUGUUUGUGAUAUAAAUUGUGCUGAUGGUACAUGUGUAUUUAUAAACAAAAGUGUGUGCACUGCACACAUUAUUGAGGGGGGGGGGGGGGGGGGGAGUUAUGAGUGUGAAGAUGCGAGGUACAGUUUUUGUAACAAACUAACUGUAUUUAACUGAUGCUUAUUUGGUUUGAACAGUACACGCAAGAGUACACUGUGUUCGUGCUCUUUGCUCUCUUCACGUACAAGUUGGGUAUCACAUUUAAGGCUCAGCACAUUAUUUAAGGUCUCUCCAGUGACUUAUGGAAAUAAGGUCCAGAAUACCUCUUUGAUUCAGUUAUGCAGUCAUUUAUUCAUCUUAAAAAGCUUUUUCAGCUAUUUAUCCAUGUUUAUACUACACUAAUUGCCUAACUUCUGUGAAGAAAAUCAGUGUUGUCAGCAGAGUGAAACUAUACUAAGUUGUAUGUAACAGAGUUGUUUUAUAUCUCAUAGUAUAUUACCAGUUGGCACAUCAGUGGAAAUUUUAUUUUUUUGAUAGAGAAAUUUUGUGAUUUCACAUAGAUGUCUCAAGCAACUAAGAAAUGAAGACCACAGAAAUAUGAAAUGUUAAUCGCGGUUAUCAUAUAUCUUAGUGUCAGUGUUUCUGAGAAUUAUAUGCUAAGACUUAUUGGCAUGUGCAUUUGUAUGCCAUUUGUGUGUGUGCAUCUGUGGCUUCAGAAACUUGUAACAACUAAGUUUAUUCUGUUUACUUGUAAACAACUACUUCACACUGAACAUACAAAUUUAGGUUGCUUAAGUAGGAGCUGCAUUAUUUGUUUCAGUUUCGGAAAAUAGACAGUACUAUGUCCACUGUAAUAUGUAGUGCACAGUUAACACAAACUUUUGACUGCCAGAAAAGACAUGACAUUUCAUGCAUGUGUUGACACGUAAUAGAGAAGUGAGGGUUGGAAGAGGUGGGCUUAAUGAGGACAGGCAGCCACUGACCUACAGAUUGAAUAUGGGUGGUUCAUAGACACACAUUAACAUUUAAUAUUAGCUAACUUUCAAAAUUUUGUUCGUAUGUAAAAAAUUAUCCAUAUUUCAUGCGUAUUUAAUAGUAUGCCUGCCCUAACUUUAUUUAAAUGGGUUUUCCAUCAUGGAAUUUCAGUUAAUAUCAUAAAAGUGUGUAAGGAAUAACCCUUACACUGUGCACAUACGAAAAUGAGAAGUUUAACUGAAAAUGAGAAAUUUAAUUGUAAAUGAGAAAUGUAAUUGAAAAUUAGAAAUUUUUGGUAUUAGGGAAAGUUAUGUGACAAAAAGUCUAGGUGAUAGAACAUGUUUUGAUACUUUUUUGCUUUUAAUAGCAUCAUGUAAUUGCAAAAUCACCUGUCUCCCCCCCCCCCCU